Dendroctonus ponderosae (mountain pine beetle) is the source of this 701-nucleotide messenger RNA. It is a transcript of the gene Coa8, whose product is annotated as cytochrome c oxidase assembly factor 8. The record is from RefSeq and is a predicted model, not a curated record. Gene Ontology annotation, cellular component: mitochondrion. The transcript is spliced from 2 exons. Gene Ontology annotation, biological process: intrinsic apoptotic signaling pathway. Lineage: Eukaryota; Metazoa; Arthropoda; Insecta; Coleoptera; Curculionidae. The coding region runs from base 117 to 698 and encodes 193 amino acids.
UGUCAUCGGACACUUAUCUUUAUCUAUGAUCGAGCCUAACCCCCAAAACAAUGCCAUCAAGGUCCGCCUAAAACGGCCCAGUUUGCGGAGCUCGGCCCCAAUUGUCGCUGUUCACAAUGGUGCUGACGCUAUGGAGCAGCUGCUUGCGCUCAUCGCGCCCCACUGCCCGGCUUGCCAAGGGCUCCAAGCGACUGGCCGCUCAUCAGGCAGGCAGCGUGCUGCUGGAGCACCCGAUUAUAGUGGUGCGGGACGAGGGCGCGGUGGACUUAAUCGGGCCGCCGGACGCGCGGUCCCACUUGCGCCCCAUUGUGCGAGGCAUCCCGAAAAACGAGACGGAUUUACAGCGGCGCUUCCGGCAGGCGGCCGACGCCACCCAGGAGUGGAACCAGGCGUUCUGGGCGGCGCACAAUGGCAGUUUUUUGCUGGUUGGUAUGGCGGAUGCGGAAUUUCGGGGUUUAACUGGGGGGUUUUUGCAGAAAAAGGCCCAGUUUGUGAAGGAGCGCACCUGCGAGGCGAAGCCCCAGUUGAACGCGGAUGAAAUGAGCGAGUUCUACCGGGAGUUUUUGAACGCCAACUGGCAGAACCACGUGAAGUACAAUUUCGAGUGGUACCGGCGCAAUUUUGCGCUGCUGGGGCUGGCGCUGCGCGUCAGCCUCGAGGGUAGAUUCCGAUUGAAAUAUAUGACAAAUAGUUGCUAAGUU